AAGAUUAAAGUGUCCUUUUUAUUCUCUAUAUGUUAUCGCUCAUUUCUCUCUUGCAUGAUCUGAUCCGAGCAGACUCAAGUGGAUGAGGAGCAACGAAGAGGCGUAGGACUGGCGUAGAGAGGGAAAGAGAAAGAAAGAGCGAGUUGUUGAAGAAUGGCGUCUGCAGACGUCUGCAUGGCGCAUGGUGAAGCUCUUGAUGGUAACAACCAAAGUCCUUGGUGCGAUAAUACCUACGAAAUACGACACUCGCCUUCCUCGUAGAAGAUGCCCACUAGACGAUAAUAGCGGUAACGGUGCGUGCACUCGACUGACUGUUAGACGCGGAAAGAAUCAGUUGGACUUCUCGCUCCGCGAAGUCGUCCAGGCUUCAAAGGCUGAUUCUGAACGAGCGAAAGGGUGAAAGUGAAAUUCCCUCGAGAAGAUAUACGCGUACAUCACGGGACGAGUGAACGAGCACAUUGCGUGAGGGCACGUUUCACGAUACAAUUAAAUACAUUCUCGUUGGAGAACCUCGGGGAACAAUGCUCGUGUUAAUGUGCCUUGUCCAUCAUCGGACAUGUUAACUCGGUCGAGCGUCAACUAACCUAAUUCGUGAUCGUGGACAGGGUGCAUGAACGAUGUGUGCUUCGGUGAACGAGACUCUCUUUGCGAUGGACAACACGAUCGACAAGUGGGACAAUGCCUGCAGAUUGUGCUCGGAGGAGAAGAACGAGAUGCUGCCCAUCUUCGGGGACGAAGGUCUACAGCGCAGGGUGGCUCAGAAGCUGCGCGCUUGCCUACCCGUGCUGGUGUACAACACCGAUCCCUUGCCGAAACAGAUUUGUCAGUUUUGCGCGGCGAGGCUGGAUGACGCGUACGAGUUCAGAGAGUAUUGUCUGAACGUCUACAGGAACAUGCACGCCAUGUUAUUCAAGUAUCGACAGCUAGAGUCCGUGCAGAUAUUCCUCGACGCGAUGAAAAACUCGCCGGAUCCAUGUCAGGCACAACUCUGCAAGGAGAAGUCUAGAGCACCACCGCCAUUGGUUCCUCUAUCAGCUGGCCUGCCUCUUAAUGAGUCGGUGACUCCGAUCAAUCAGAUUAGCCAAGAUCAAUUGCAAAAUGUCUGCAUAGAAACCUUGUCUGAACUGCCUUGCGAGGUAGAGAUCAAAGAAAUGAAUACGGAUCCAAUUUUGGAUGAUGAAACUACAUUCUGCGAGCCAUUGACGAAAAAAUACAAGUUGUCCGAGAUGUUUGACACAAAUAUGCAAACAAAGCCAGAUAUUGUUUCUAUAUUUGACAUAGAAGAAGAAAAUAUAAUUUUCCAGGCAGAUUAUCAAACGAAAAAGGAAGAGAAACGAACUAGUAUUUUAGAACAAGUUUUGACUGGUAAUUUAACAAUGAAUAAUCAUCAAAAGUUACAACCUAAAGCGAAAUUAUCCUCCGAAUGGUGGUGUGCGCCUUGUAAUAGUUAUUACAGAACAAAGGACAGUCUAAUGAAACACAUGCAAUUGGAAUGCCCGCGUAUAUAUAGCUGUAGAAAAUGUUCCUUAUCUUUCGAAUCUGUAGAAAUUUUGGCAAAGCACGAAGCUAAUAAUCAUUUAAAAGUUAAAUUGGAUUUUACAGAAAGCUUGAAAGAUUGUCAUAAAUGUGACCGGCAGUUCAUAAGCUGGGAAAUGUUGAGGCAGCAUAGAUUACGCGAUCAUUUAGCCGAAUUGACUGAGAUUGGAUCUAAUACAUGGUGUUCAUUGUGCAAUAGGUUUUUCCCUACUGUAGAAACUUAUCAAAAUCAUAUUCAAUUACAUCAAGCAAAUUCGAUAACACCACAGAAACUACUUUUCACAGAAUCUACAACGUCUAAGAUAUCUAAGAUGACAGAACGACCAAGGGAAGUUAAAAGAGAGGAGCAUUUCUAUGAAAAUGUAAAGUCUCUUACAUGUCCCACUUGUGGAAAGGUUUGCACUCAACAAAGUGCAUUAUCAAACCACAUGCGUACUCAUGAACCGAAGAGACACAAAUGCGACAUUUGUGGUCGAUCAUUUGGACUUUUCAUACGUCUGGCUGCACAUAGAGUAACUGAACAUAAUGUUCAACCAACAAUGUUACCAGUUUUAUCAGCAGUUGAACAGGAGGAAGCAUUAAAUGCUGAAAGAGAAGCAAGAGAAGCGAGGGAAGCUAAAACUCGUGGUGCCAAGAAUAAAUUCUAUUCCGAGAUGAUGGAGAAAAACAAUGUUCUGGUAGAUGAUGAAUCUUCCACAAAACGCAAUUCUAGUGGAUUUAAAAACGUUGCAAGAUGUGGUAUUUGUUUGCAAUGGUUCAGUGAUCAUACAACAAUGUUAACACAUCUCCAAACACAUUCGGACAAUUCUCAUAAAAAUUUCAUAUGUCACAUAUGUAAAAAAUCGUUUAAAGAACAAUCGCAACUACUCAGGCAUGAGACUUGUCAUAAACGUCUGACACUCGAUAAUUCUUCGCUAUAUACAUCUGCUGUUUGCAAUAAGUCAUCGUCUAUGGAUAAAUCACAACAAAAGAUGCAUACAGUAGAUAGAACUUAUCACUGCGCAAAAUGUAAUAAAAUUUUUUUCAAAGAAGUAUCGCUUCUUGCUCAUCAGUGCACAAGCAAGACACAAUUUGGAAAGAAAGUUGCAAAGUCUCUGCAGAAGACAUCAUCUCACGAUAACGACAAGAAAUACAAAUGUUCAAAAUGUGACGCAUCUUUCGCAAGUUCACAAUCACGGAAUGCUCAUAUGAGAAUGCAUUCCGAAAGCACGCAAAACAAUACAACGGCACAAACGCAUGAAAUUAAAGCUGAAAGGGAUGACGAACCGAUGCCAAAAUUGCGUCCAGAGACAUCGCUAGAAUACAAUAUAUCUCCUAUCGAACCAAAAAUCGAAAUCAAUGAACAGAGCACACCCCCACCUCUUAAACGGACUCUCAUUAAAACUGCUAACGGACAUCGAUGUGGUGUAUGUCAAUCACCAUUUGUAUCAAGGGAGCUAGCAGUAGCGCAUUUGAGGUCCGCACAUCCCGUGAUGCCAUAUCAGUGCCCUUAUUGCAAAAAACGCUUUACGACGCAGUACACGUUCACUCAUCACAUUAAAACUGAGCAUCCCGACGAACCCGAGAAAUAAAGAUUGCUUGAAACUGCAUGUCGAAGGUAGCGGACAGGUCGAAACUAUAUAUCACAAUAUGUGCCUCGUUAAAUGUGACAAUUUUAUUUAUACAAUAUACACAAAAUGUGAGACACGUAUAAAACGUUAAAAUUAAUUAAUAUCUUAAAAAAUAUAAAAUAAAAGUAAAGUUUUGAGAAAUAUAUAUUGUCAUGGUUAUUGCUCAAAAGCGAUGGUAAAUUAUUGCAAGCAGUAAAGACACUUCUUACACAAAACUGCAUGUAAUUUUUACUUUACACUCUUUUCUAAAAGCAAAAUAUUUUUUGAGAUAUUAAUAUUAAUUUGUUAUACAUUGUAUGUGUCUUGCUGUAUGUCAACCUUUGACUAUUAAUUGGCCUUGAAUAAAAAUUUUUGUAAAGCGUAUUUGUGCGAACAUUAAAGUUAGAUUUGUUAUACGAGGCUAUUGAUAUUAGUACUUACACAAAACGUGCCUGUACAUGCUUUGUUUCAUAACGUUAUGUAAAAAUGGAUUUUAUUUGUAAACCGCGCGGAAUAAAAGCAGUUCUAGAGCGACGGUAAGCAAAUUUUCAACGCUUUGAUUGAAAAAUUGAUGUAAUUAUAUGAAUUUCACUGCCCCUUAGCAGUAGGAAUUUGAUUAUGUAAUUUAUAUUGUAUGAUUUAUAUUUUUUGUAGAUUUAUGUUUUAUAUAUUCAUGACAUAAUUAAAUAUAAUUACCAUAAUGAAUCAAGAAUUCUAAAAAUACAAUCAAUUACAAUCACUCUGGAAUUGUUUUGUUACAAAUAAUGCAAUUUUCUAAUGCCAUUGUAAGUUAUCUUGUGUUAAAAUUUCUCAUCAUACCCCAAUAAUAUGAUAUUAGAGGAAGAGGUAUUGAGAAUUCUAGAAUGUUCAAUCGUGUUAAAAUACAUUCCUUUUUAAGAAAUAUUUUGUGUAACCAUAUUGAUGUCUUAUUUCGUGUUAUGUAAUUUUAUGUGUUGCCUUGCGGUACAAUGAAUUCUUUCUAAGGAUACCCAAAAUCAUAAUUAUGAUUAAAAAGGAAAAG
Molecule: messenger RNA, 4146 nt
Organism: Camponotus floridanus (Florida carpenter ant)
Lineage: Eukaryota; Metazoa; Arthropoda; Insecta; Hymenoptera; Formicidae
Product: zinc finger protein Xfin
Exons: 9
Coding region: 618-3107 (829 amino acids)
Biological process (GO): regulation of transcription by RNA polymerase II
Cellular component (GO): nucleus; chromosome
Molecular function (GO): chromatin insulator sequence binding; zinc ion binding
Source: RefSeq, a predicted model, not a curated record